Messenger RNA from Strongylocentrotus purpuratus (purple sea urchin), 1653 nucleotides. RefSeq lists its product as uncharacterized. The coding region runs from base 178 to 873 and encodes 231 amino acids. NCBI's taxonomy places the organism in Eukaryota, Metazoa, Echinodermata, Echinoidea, Camarodonta, Strongylocentrotidae. The transcript has 5 exons. The record is from RefSeq and is a predicted model, not a curated record.
GUAUUCAAUUUCUCAUAACAGCACACUCAAGAGGAUGCUCCGAGAACCAGUCAUAAUAGAUCUAACCCUCCGCCGUACGGUGAUAGAGGGCGACAUGUACCUCCUGCUGCUCCUAGGGAACGACGAGGCAAGAUAAACCUUCCACAACAGAUACAAACAAUAGAAUUUGAUGCUGUGAUGGAAGCACCGGUUCCUGGUCCUGAAGUGGUUCCAGGUUCUACCGGCAAGCCGUCUCAAUUCAGGAAGGAGGGUCCAUUUGAUCAGAAACCUGUCAGUCUUGUGGAGACACACACAUGGAAAACAAUGGACAAUACCUUCCCAACAGACCAGCAAUGGAAAGAAGUGCAGAAGAGAAAGAAGAAGAAAAAGUCUUCGCAGUCCUUUCUGAGUACCGACACCCAGGAUCGGAUAGGGGUGCAGCGAGCCAUCUACGGUGCCAGAGAGUGGGACAGAGACCGCGCCCCUCCAGAUUACGUCAAGGCCCAGAAGUCACUCAGGAAAAUUUCACAGACACCAAGUUCUGAUAAGAUGUCUCGCCUCCAGCCUCUUACCAAACAACUGCCUCUACUCUCCCAGCAGAGAUUAUCUCCUCCUACUCUGCCCUCACCAUCUCGUCUCCAUGGAGAUGAGACGGACAGUCACAGGCAUCAUCCCCACGCCCACCACCAUCACUCCAAAUCAGAGCCGGACCCCAGGACAGACCUCUUCACCUCCCACGCUCCCCUCAGGCCCAUCACCCCUGGGAAUGCCCUGGACACGCCCCGCCCUGCUGCGUCGCCGGAGCUACCCACCUACAGUCAGGCAAUCAGUAGGGGCACCAGACCGAGCACAAGGGGGUCAGAGGUUCGUGUCGUUAAGGAGACGUCAAUAUGAAAUAUCCAAUGUUGUGUGUUACCAUGUUGCCUUCAUAGACCCAUUUACACUCACACUUAAAGAGCGGUAUAAGCCAUUGAGUGCCCUUAAGUGAGUAUGAAUCCUUAAGGCGUGCUCUACCUGACCACCAUCCAAAAGUAGCCAGUGGGACUUUGUGCCUCUAAGAUGGAAUUGUUACAAUGUCCUGACUAUGAAAUGUGACACUGAACAGGGUUCAUUGCCAAUGUGAAACACCCCCUCACCUCCCCCAUCCGUGGUGUGAGAGGGGCAUGAGCUGAACCAGUUUGUGAAAACCAUGCUUGUAUACUUCCACACAGCGGUAAGCCUACCAAAGAGUCUGUUCUAGAGCUGAAUUAACCUCACUAUUUUGUCAGUUGCCUUCUGCUAGAAAGUGUUGAAUCUAUCUAGAGCUAAAUAACCCUGUCAUUUAGAGUCUAGGAUGAUUCAGUAGGCAAUCCAGCCAUAUAUUUCAAAUUGUUCUGUGAAAAGUUAUAUAUUUUAGAUUUGAACUGCUAUAAUUCCUGAAGAAAAAUUCUUGUUCAUGUGUUAUCACGAAUUGACAACUUCAUUGUGUCAUAUGCAUUUCUUAUUUCAUUAUUUUUUAUGAACAAUUUUAGUACAUGAUUUAAUUCACCAUAUUAAUUUAACCAAUUAUAGGGAUAAUCUUUACGAAAUCUUGGCGCAGAAACUAGUGUGAUAUGAUUCAUAUAAAAAAUGAUACAACAUUCAUGAUUGCCUUUGAAAUGAAACAACAACAACAACAAUGAAAUAGAAAUAAAA